Molecule: messenger RNA, 1566 nt
Organism: Exophiala bonariae
Lineage: Eukaryota; Fungi; Ascomycota; Eurotiomycetes; Chaetothyriales; Herpotrichiellaceae
Exons: 2
Coding region: 1-1566 (521 amino acids)
Biological process (GO): positive regulation of autophagy; negative regulation of TORC1 signaling
Cellular component (GO): GATOR1 complex; vacuolar membrane
Molecular function (GO): GTPase activator activity
Source: RefSeq, a predicted model, not a curated record
AUGACCAUCAAGGCCAUUUUCUACAGCAAGUUUGAUCCACAUCAAGGCCGGAAAGUGGUACAUCAAGUACCAGAGGGCUCCAUCUUAACCGGCGCCGAGGUUCCUCCUGCAACGGGCGGCCUCCAGACCAACAACAGCUCAAACAAUACUUCCAGUGCCCUCCUCAACUUCUCGACCAUCGCCCAAUUCCUUAUACCUCGUCAAUCACUCUGUGGGAACCUCAUCUCACUUUCCCCACCGCCGUUAACCCAACAUACACCCUCGACGCUAAUACUCUCUCAUCCCAUAUGCCUCACAUCCUCCCACUACCCGCGCAAUGAAUUCAUCUUCAACUUCGCGCUCGUGCUGGGCGACCCCUCCACCAUCGAUGUCCCCUCGUAUAAAUCGGUAGUCAAGAAGCUGGCGCAUCUGAUGCGCAGUCUAGAAGAGCAAUCCCAUUUCCUCUCUGACGAUGACUCCCCUUGCAAUACGGGCAAGAUAUACAGUCUGUGCGAAAUGCUCAUGGAAGAUCUGAACAACUACUGCGAGUGCAUGAUCCCGAUCGACGAGCUCAAUACACUCAACAUCAAGUUAUUUCCAACGUUACCCAAUCCGGCCAGCGUGAAGCCAUGGCAUGUUCCGCUAUUCACUGUGCGGAUCGACACCAUGAUCGACGAGAACUGGGACUUGACCAUGUUGCGCAUCAUCCCGUUCAUUAACGGGAUCAACAGCGUCAAGCGUAUCGCCACCCUGGCCGACGCCGACAUAAAGCUCACCAAGAAAUGCAUCAAACACUUCCUGUACUACGGCUGUGUCCUGCUUCUGGACAUCUUCAGCUUCAACAACAUUUAUGCGGUGACAGCCGAGUUCGCGCACAUGAUCGCCAAAGAUACGGAGAUGCAGAAGGAAUGUGCUAGGUACGUGAACAUGGCGUUUGCGCCGGGUGGACAGGAAGAAGCAAUCGUGGACGGGAGCGCGUCGGAGCGGAGGACGAGUGGGCUGACGAGCACGACCAUUGGGCUUCAGGACGACGAGAUCUGGCCGUUGACUGGGAAAGGAGACGCUAUCGAUGGUGUGGGCAUCGUGCAACUAUUCGCAUGUCUGCGGCAGGGCUUUACUGUGCGAGAGUGGUACGCUCGCAAUGCCAACAUGCUGGCCAACAUCGACAUGCGCCGCUUCAUCACUUUCGGAGUCAUCAAAGGCUUUCUCUACAGAGUGCAUCGCUACGCUAUCAGAACUCAGAAGGGUACGAUUGGGGCCGCAGACGGCUACAGAGGAGGUGCGCUGGAUGAACAUACUCACGACCACGAGAAUACCCAGUUCCUCACUCGCAGUAUGUCCAGUGAACGACACUUCUCGGAAGCGCCCUUACUCGGUCGACGGAAGAACCAUCACAACCACCAUCAAUCGAAUGGGAAAGGAGGGGAAGUUCCAGAUUUCCAAUUCAUGAACGCGCGCCUGAUCGAAUUCCUGGAUGGCACGCACUGCUUCGAUGAGAUUUGUACGGAGCUGGAGAUCAGCGAGAAGGAAUUGCUGGAGCAGUUGAAGAGUCGCGAGAUUGGUGAGGCGGUCGUUAUUUGUCGGUGA